Molecule: messenger RNA, 1921 nt
Organism: Rubroshorea leprosula
Lineage: Eukaryota; Viridiplantae; Streptophyta; Magnoliopsida; Malvales; Dipterocarpaceae
Source: the annotation of a GenBank genome assembly
GCCUCCAUGGCUAAACAAAGGAGACAAUGCGUGGCAGAUGACAGCGUCGACUCUGGUGGGCAUCCAGAGCAUGCCGGGACUGGUGAUCCUUUAUGCUAGCAUCGUCAAGAAGAAAUGGGCAGUCAACUCAGCCUUCAUGGCGCUUUACGCCUUCGCCGCCGUCCUCAUUUGCUGGGUCCUUGUAUGUUAUCGGAUGGCCUUCGGGGACCGGCUCCUCCCUUUCUGGGGCAAAGGCGCGCCAGCUCUCGGCCAAACCUUCCUCAUCGUCCAAGCAAGGGUUCCUGAGAGCAAACACAGGUCUCCAACCGGGAGAUACGAAACCACCGAACCCUUUUAUCCUAUGGCUUCCCUUGUGUAUUUCCAAUUUACAUUUGCAGCAAUUACUAUGAUUUUGCUUGCUGGGUCUGUUCUGGGUCGGAUGAACAUCAAGGCCUGGAUGGCUUUUGUGCCUCUCUGGCUCAUAUUUUCCUACACCGUCGGCGCCUUUAGUCUCUGGGGCGGCGGGUUUCUGUAUCACUGGGGCGUAAUCGAUUACUCCGGCGGCUAUGUUAUCCACCUCUCCUCCGGAAUCGCCGGUCUCACAGCAGCUUAUUGGGUCGGGCCGAGGUUGAAGAGCGACAGAGAAAGGUUCCCUCCGAACAACGUGUUGCUAAUGCUUGCCGGCGCGGGGCUGCUUUGGAUGGGGUGGUCAGGUUUCAAUGGAGGAGCACCGUACGCGGCGAACAUCGACUCCUCAAUAGCAAUUCUCAACACGAACAUAUGCGCCGCCACGAGCCUUCUUGUCUGGACAUCUCUGGAUGUUAUCUUCUUCGGAAAACCCUCGGUGAUCGGAGCUGUUCAAGGGAUGAUGACGGGACUCGUUUGCAUUACUCCAGGAGCAGGGUUAGUGCAAUCUUGGGCUGCAAUUGUGAUGGGGAUCCUAUCCGGUAGCAUUCCAUGGGUGUCCAUGAUGAUCCUACACAAAAAAAGUAGCAUGCUUCAGAAGGUGGAUGACACUCUAGGCGUGUUUCACACGCACGCCGUGGCUGGGCUUCUGGGUGGACUCUUGACGGGGCUGUUGGCCGAGCCAGCACUUUGCAGACUUAUAUUGCCGAUUGAGACGAGGGGUGCAUUCUAUGGGGGGAAUGGCGGGGUGCAGUUCAUGAAACAAUUGGUGGCAGCCCUGUUUGUUAUUGUCUGGAAUGUUGUUUCCACAACAAUAAUCCUACUGGCCAUAAGGUUGUUUAUACCAUUAAGAAUGCCGGACGAGCAGCUGGUGAUCGGAGAUGAUGCUGUUCAUGGUGAGGAAGCCUAUGCGCUGUGGGGUGAUGGAGAGAAGUAUGACCCAACGAGGCAUGGUUGGAAUAUGUCCUUGUACUCUGAGCAAACAGCACCUCCACCUUUUGUGAAUGGUGCAAGAGGAGUAACUAUCAAUUUGUAGGUCACCAGGGUGCAUAGAGUUGACUGUAAACAGGAAGAGAUAAACCCUGAUCAAGUGCAUAUCAUAGAAGCAGUUUUUCUAGUGAAUAUAGUUUUUGAAAAUGCGAAUUUGCUCAACCAGGCUCGCCUCUUAUAUCUAGAGAUAUUGCGAGGAAGAGGGGGCUUGAAACUAUUGUAAAACAUUACUUUUGACAGGUUCAGUUUUGUUACUAGUUUCAUGCAGUUUUUUCAGUUUUGUUUUUCUUUACUGUUUUUUACUUUAGUUUUUUCUGGAUGAAUAAAAGUUUACAUUUUAACCAAAAAGAAGAAGAAGAAGAAGAGACCUUGCAAAAAAGGAGAGAUCUUCUCCCGCUUACAUCCUAUUUGAAAUGUUGAGAGUGGCAACAAUUGACAUUAUGGUCUGCUCCAAACAAUGUAUACUACUGGUUAUUUCUAGUUUCAUCAAAAAAAUAAAAAAAAAUACCAAUCUAAUUUUGAUGUGAAAUAAAGUAGCCUUAAAAUU